AGCCUUAAUUCAUCCAAUCUGGCAGCUGCUUAUUAUCACGUAUUAAUAAGUAAAUGGUGCAUGGACUGUAUAUAAACCGCCGACCUUGGGGUUAGUGGACGACCUCCUGAGCCCCCGCUGAGUUCAUACGGUUCAGAGAAAGAAAGUGAGACAGGUUCGAUAAGAGAUGGCACACGUAAGGGGGAUGAAGAGGGUGAAGGAUGAUGAAUGCUUGGUACAAGUAUAUUAGGUGGAUGCGUUAACUCCAGGCCGUCACCCUGCUGCUGAAUGAAUCAGACAUAAUUUAGGAAACGUAAAAAUGACAACAACAACACUGUUAUGCUCGCAGCAUGCCAGGUGGCACACAUCCAUUUCACACGUCCAUGACAGACCUCAUCCUGAUCUGCCCAGAAUCCUCCUCCUGGGAUAAACAUAAACAUGCAAAUGUAGGGGAACUGUGCACAGUGUGGAUACAUGGUGCUGUCAAAUGUUUGCAGGUCCCUAUCUGGAACUCCUGCCGACACAGCCAGAUGUCUGGUUCAUUAUGGAUAAAAAAAAGGAGGGAAUAGGAAGAAGCUCAUCACAGAUGUUCCUGAGUCAACCAAAUGCUGAAAGUGAUUUUACAGCCACAAUAUUGUAUAGCUUAUAAGAUACAGAAUAUACCCACUGACAACAAGAGUUGAUGUAAAGGUGCUGGGAGAGGUCUGGAUAAUGUUUCUCUCUCUCUCUCUCUCUCUCUCUCUCUCUGUGUCAGACAUUAUAAAUCUGUUUGUUUGCUUCUGUCAAAGCUUAAAUCCGGCUGCCAGAGAGUCCACCGACCUGAUCCUCGCUCAGGGGUGUGUCAUAGACGAUGCUGCUGCCCCUAUAAACACAAGAACAACAGAGAAGGGUGCGCACAACAAGAAAAAAGGAGAAAAGAGGGCCACUCCGAUUCAGUCAGUAUUAUUUAUUGCUCAUGGAGAGAUUGUCCAACAUCUGCAAACCUGUGGCACAGAAGACUCCUGGAAACCAGAGGGAGGCAAAUGAAAAGAUCCAGGAUGAGAGGCUGAGACCAACGCAGGAAACGACGGAUGAAGCAACAACAGACCAGAAAGUGUCGGCCGGAGAGGCAUUGGACAGGAGGAACAUCUGGGAACCGAGUGUUUACUACGCGCUGGGAAAGGAGUCUUUUCAUUUCGCUGGUCAUGACAUCAGCAUCCGCGAGUCAAUAGAUACUUACGGGGCUCUGAUCUGGCCUGGGGCGGUGGCUUUGUGCCAGUUCUUGGAGAAUAACCAGAGACAAGUGAGCCUGAUGGACAAGGCGGUGCUGGAGAUCGGAGCUGGGACCGGUUUACUCUCCAUAGUGGCAAGUCUGCUCGGGGCUUGGGUGACAGCCACUGACCUCCCAGACAUCUUGUCCAAUCUGACCUUUAACCUCCUGAGAAACACCAAGGGGCGGUCCCGCUACACCCCUCAGGUGGCUGCCCUCAGCUGGGGUCAGGACCUGGAGCGGGAUUUCCCCCAUGCGUCCCACCACUACGACUAUGUGCUCGCAGCCGAUGUGGUCUAUCACCACAGCUGUCUGGAGGAACUGCUGGGCACCAUGCGUCACUUCUGCCGCCCGGGGAGCCGCACGACGCUGCUGUGGGCCAACAAGGUCCGAUUCCAGUCGGACCUGAGGUUCACCGAGAGUUUUGCGAGCAGCUUUAACACGUCGCUGCUCGCCGAGCUGCCGCAGCAGGAGGUGAGGAUAUACAAGGCCACAGCGAAGGAGUGACAGGGUGGAGGAGCCGCAGGAGGGGGAGUUCUCUGAGAAGUUCAUUUAAAAAAUAUCAAUAUAUCAUUCAAGAAAACAAGGACUUCCAUUUCUUCACUCUGAAGAAGAGAAAAAGUCCAGUUUUGAUCUGUUUCCACGACAUUCCUAGAUAGAGCUUUAGAAUUGUCACUUCUAGAAAGCAAAAAUGAAGAUCCUGACUCCAAUUUUAAUUUUUUUAACAAGCUAUUUUA
Scophthalmus maximus (turbot) is the source of this 1965-nucleotide messenger RNA. RefSeq names its product methyltransferase 21C, AARS1 lysine b (gene mettl21cb). NCBI's taxonomy places the organism in Eukaryota, Metazoa, Chordata, Actinopteri, Pleuronectiformes, Scophthalmidae. Gene Ontology annotation, cellular component: cytosol; cytoplasm. The coding region runs from base 935 to 1735 and encodes 266 amino acids. The record is from RefSeq and is a predicted model, not a curated record. Gene Ontology annotation, molecular function: protein-lysine N-methyltransferase activity. The transcript is spliced from 5 exons. Gene Ontology annotation, biological process: peptidyl-lysine methylation.